Molecule: messenger RNA, 4505 nt
Organism: Phyllotreta striolata
Lineage: Eukaryota; Metazoa; Arthropoda; Insecta; Coleoptera; Chrysomelidae
Source: the annotation of a GenBank genome assembly
UAUUUUAAUUUUAUUACCAAAUUCUAGGGUCUAUUGGUACGACUGUUAAAAAUCUUGUCUUUUACGUAUCAGAUAUUCAAUCCAUCAAAUCUAAGAGAAAAAGAAGAUUUAUAUUAAAUGUCAAACGUCAGAAAAAAAUCAAAACAAAAAUGGCACGUCAGCAGCAAGACGUAGACGAGCUAUUCGAAAUUAAAAACUACUUUUACAUAGGAAACUACCAACAAUGCAUAAACGAAGCCCAAAAACUACGAAAGCCCUCGACCCCAGAAGUCGCCACACAGAGGGACGCAUUCACCUACAGAUCCUACAUGGCCCAGAAUAAAUUCCUAGUCGUGCUCGACGAAAUCCACGGGGCCUCGUCGCCGGACAUCCAGCCACUAAAACUCCUGGCCGAAUACCUAUCCGGCAAAGUCAAGAAGGACACCGUCGUGUCCCAAAUCGACCAACAAAUACUGGCAAACGCCGGUAACGACGCCUUAAUAUUAACCGCAGCCACCGUUUACGUCAACGAAGGCAACUUGGAAGCCGCUUACAAGGCGCUUCACGCUUCGGAGAACCUCGAAGCCUACGCUUUCAUCAUCGACAUACUGUUGAAAUUGGAUCGUGUAGAUUUGGCUAAGAAGAAACUGAAGGAAAUGCAGGAUAAAGACGACGAUGCCACUUUAACCCAACUAGCCCAAGCUUGGGUUAACGUUGCUAUUGGUGGUGAUAAACUGCAAGAUGCUUACUACAUUUACCAAGAAAUGGUUGAUAAAUAUGGUUCGACUCCUCUCUUACUAAACGGGCAAGCGGUUACAUUUAUAGGUCAAGGUAAAUACGAGGAAGCGGAAGCUGCUUUACAGGAAGCUUUAGAUAAAGAUGCCAAUUAUCCGGAUACCUUGGUUAAUUUGAUUACUCUGCAAAGGCACAUGGGAAAAGGCCCCGAGAUUGCCAAUAGAUAUUUAUCGCAAUUGAAAGAUGCCAAUCCCGAGCAUCCUUACAUAAAGGAUUUGAAGCAUAAAGAGAACGAGUUUCAGAGAAUAUGCCAACAGUAUACGCCUACGGUGGUUGCUAUUCCAUCGUAAAUAUUAUAAUUGUAGAAACAAAGCAUUUAAUAUACAAAAUUCUUAAUUUACUUUCUUCAAGUUUCCGACGUUCCUUCUGGAAUAAGCCAAAGCGCAUUCGAGCGAAAGCAAAAUCGAUGAAACCGCGAACAGAGCGGGUAGACCCAAAAACUCCAAAGUCACCCCGCUUAAUAACGGAACGAACAGCUCGGUAACGGAUUGAAUGCUAUCGAAACUACCCAACAACAUCCCCUUUUCGUCGCCUUCGACUUUACUCAACAACAGCUCCAUCAUGGACUGCUCCAAAACGCACCUACCGAUCCCCGAUAUCACUACAAAUAAUCCAAAAACCCACGCGCUUUCGUUGAAACCCUGCACGAGCAUACAGAUAAUUAUGAAAGCGCUCGCAUGGGACAAUCUCAGAUACCCCGUAUCGUCGCUAUAAAACCUCCUGUUGAUCUUCACUUGCGAUACAUUCGUUAGAAACACCGUGACGAACAUCACGGUCAUUAGAUACCCGGCGUUCUUUCCGGUGAAACCUUUCGCUUCGAAUAUCAACACCCCGUUGCUCUCGAUCGCCCCGAAGCUCAAAGCUGCUAGAGCUUUGAUCAGGAACACGUCCCAGUAGGCGCCGGACGUCGAUAGGCUCCGCAACUUUCGCAGGCUCGAUUGGAUUUCGCUCAAAGUCGAUCGGGUUUGGAGCACUCGGGGUGUUUCCUUCGGAAGGAGUUUCGAUAUAGCUGAAAAAUGAUGGCUACUGUGUAGUAGGAAGCUGUCGGGUGUGGAAGUUUUCUACUCUGUUUAGUGGAACAAACACUUACUUAGGCUUAUGGAAGCAUUCGCUGUGAUUAUGGCGAAGAUGUAGUGGACGCCAUUGGGGAGUUCGGAGAGUUGGCCGUAGGCGAGUGAGGCGAUAAUGACCGAUAUGGGCAUCGCGAUGCCCAAUUUGGCGAGAUUCUCCGAUUGUUGGGUUUUGCUGGUGUUGGUGACGAUCGUGCGAAGGAGCGAUUGGGUGGGGCUCGAAAAAGCUGCAAGGAUUUCUUGAAUUAAUCGCGAAUAAUUAGCGAGGAGUGAGACUUACCUAAAAUCAAUCUGCAUAGUAGCAAGUGGGUCAAGGAGUUGCUGAAGUAGGUGCAAGUGAAGGCGAGUAAAUUGGCCAAAAUGCAGGGGGUUAGUAGCUUAGAGGGGCCGUUUCUGUCGCCGAGGCUGCCCUGGAAUUGGGUGAAUUAAAUUGGUGGUGUUUUGUUUGGAUAAAAUUGGGAAAUUACGGCUGUUGGUUUCCAGAAGAAGCUCAGAGUGGAUGCGAAGAAGCCUGCGACUCCUAGGAAUGUAAAUGAUCCGCCUAAUUCCAGAGUUUUGCGUAUAAAAGCCGCGUUGAAACAGUAGCCAUUUAUUAUAUCCUACAAAAAAUUAUUUACUGAGUAAAUGGUAUCGAAUUGUUGUUUACUUACUAAUGAAAAUAUAACGUAUAUUAAUAUCAUAUUUUGUAAUUCUCGCACUCCUGUUCAGCGAGUAUAAAUAUUAAAUUUAUCUAACGAUUCUUCCUCUUUUUUUAAUACGCUAUCUCUGUACUUAAAACAGUUAUCAGAUUAUUCUGAUUGUCUAUAGAUUAUGAAAGAAUUCUUCUAUAUGUAUAUAAAGGAAUGUACUGCACAUGUAAAAAUGUAUUAAGGGACUGAAAUUUGCAUAUAAUGUGGGUUGUAAACCCACUUAUAGGUUCACCUAUAACUACGAUAAGAACCCGCGACUGAUAAGAAUAAGGUACUAUUUAUCUACUCGAGUGAAUACGAUUUGAAUGAAAUAACUAAAUAAUGCAAAUUAAAAAUGAGUUUUGGAAAUAUUGGAAAUGUACUCGUGUUAUUUUGCAUUUAAAAACCUUUAGGGAUCUUGAGAAAUUGCUAAUUUGCUAAAAUUAAUUUGAUUUAUUCCGCACGCCGAUCGUUUAAUUAUAUGUAAGUUGCGACGAUUUAAAGUAAAAUUUUUAAAUAAUGCUAAUAUAUUUCGACGCCUUAUCAACCCAACCGAAAAUGUAUCAAUAUUUUAACACGAAUUUCAUGACCGUCCACACCACGAGAUUUUUCCUUUUUCUUCCCCCUUUUAAAUGAAUCCUCAGAAAGUAGUAUACACCGUAGUGCCGCAAAACACCGACGAAAAACCGCCAAAAUUUACAGGCAGAAAAUUCGGAAAAAGGCACAUACAAGUAAUAUGGCUGUCUUUAAUUGUAACAACAAUGUACACGAUGAGAACUUGCAUUUCCGUCGCGAUCGUAGCAAUGACGAGCGCCGGUCACAAGAACAAAGAUGUUCCUGUGUACAACUGGCCGGAGAAGAGCCUAAUACUAUCGGCCUUCCUGUGGGGCUACGCCCCACCUCAACCGUUCGCCGGCUGGGCGGCCACCAAAUUCGGCGGUAAAUGGUUCAUCGUGGGUUCCCUGCUAUCCAGCUCGUUGUUCACGGCGAUAGUACCGGUUUGCGCGGCUACGACGGGCUCUAUUGGCGUCAUGGUGAACCGGAUCCUGCUGGGGCUCAGCCAGAGUUUCCUCUACCCCACCGUCAACAACCUGCUGGGCAGGUGGGUGCCCGAGGGCGAGCGGGGGCGGCUCGGGAGCGUCGUCUUCGCAGGUAGCGCUCUUGGGAUUUUGCUGUCGAUGGUGGUGAGCGGGUACUUGUGUAAUACUUGGUACGGAUGGCCGAUGGCGUUCUAUGUGUUUGGUGUUGUUGGAGCGGUUUUGGGAUGUUUGUAUUGUUAUGUGGGUUGCAACGCGCCGGAUGAGCACGGUGGGAUAUCGGUGGAGGAGAGGAAGUAUAUAGAAAGUAAUUUGGAGAAUACGUUUCAUUUGGAGAAAUUAGAUACGCCUUGGAAGGCGAUCUUCAAGUCGCUGCCGUUUUGGGCGCUGAUUAUAGCUGAAUUCGGUAACAAUUUCGGACAUUGGACGUUGUUGUCGCAGAUACCGAAUUAUCUGAAGAACGUGCUGAAAUUCGAUAUGAAAUCCUACGGAUUUCUAUCGGCCGUUCCGUACAUCUUGCAAUGGCUGAUGUCUUUCGUUUUCGGCUAUUUCGCGGAUCUAUUGAUUACCAAACAAAUCGCAUCGGUAACGACCACGAGGAAAAUAUUGAUCGCGAUCGCGUUCAUGGGACCGACUAUAGCGGUACUAGUCAUAGCCCAUUGCGAUGCAGAUACCAGAAUAGUAGCCCUAGUCGUUCUAAUGCUAGGCCUCGGCUGCUUCAGCGCGGGAAAAAGCGGACAUUUGAUGAAUUACAUCGAUCUAUCGCCCAACCAUUCCGGUACUUUGAUGGGCAUCGGCAACGGCGCUUCCAUCUUGUACGCUUCGACAGGAAACGUUCUCAUCUAUUUCACUAUUACAGACGAUGAAAAUCAAGAUCAAUGGAGGUUUAUUUUUUAUUGGACUGCCGUUACCUACUUGAUCGUGACAGCGGUAUUCACUGCAUUCGGUUCGGGGAA